Messenger RNA from Penicillium longicatenatum, 1041 nucleotides. RefSeq names its product short chain dehydrogenase/reductase family protein. The record is from RefSeq and is a predicted model, not a curated record. Lineage: Eukaryota; Fungi; Ascomycota; Eurotiomycetes; Eurotiales; Aspergillaceae. The coding region runs from base 1 to 1041 and encodes 346 amino acids. The transcript has 2 exons. Gene Ontology annotation, molecular function: oxidoreductase activity, acting on the CH-OH group of donors, NAD or NADP as acceptor.
AUGACAUCGCAAGUAAGGAAAUGGCCCUCGAGAGAAGGCUUCACGGCGGACGUACUGAGCCGGUGGAUCCAACGCACCGUACUUGACCCACGGAAGGUGGUGCCUCUACUAGCGCUGGCACAUUACACUGUCAAGGGUCGCGAGCUUACCAAGUCGCGCCCUCACCUCCUCAAGGCGCUUAGGUCCCUUGCUGCUUUAGCCGUCAUCCAACGACUCUCAGCCUGGUUAGACCGCCGAGCGAUCAACAAUGGGGUGUCCGACCACUAUGAUUGGAACAAAGAGGUAGUCGUCCUAACUGGCGGGAGUAAUGGCAUCGGUCGGCGAAUCGCCCAGCUCCUAGGCGACCGCGACAUCAAAGUCGCCGUUCUCGACAUCUCGCCUCCAGCCGACGAGCUCCCGAACAGCGUCCGCUUCUACCAAUGCGACAUCACGUCGUCUGAGAAUAUCAGUGAGGUAGCCGCUAAGAUCCGUGCCUCGUUUGGCCGCCCAACAAUCCUCAUCAAUAACGCCGGCCUUCUUACGGCUACGACCAUUCUCGAUGUCUCCCCCGAAAAAAUGCGCCGCAUGUUCGAGGUGAACACAUUUGCACACUACUGGCUGGCCAAGGAAUUUCUUCCAGAUAUCAUCGCUGGUAAUCACGGGAUGGUAGUUACGGUGGCUUCGCAAGCAGGGUACGCCGUCGCUCCAAAUAUGAUUGACUACUCUGCUACCAAGGCGGCUGCUAUUGCUUUCCAUGAGGGCUUGGCGGCGGAGCUGGUCACUCGAUACCAUGCCCCCCGUGUGCGUACCGUGCUUGUUACGCAAAGUUUCACGCGUACCACGCUUAUUGAUACAUUGACUCCCGAGGAUACCUUUAUUAACCCGCUUCUGCAUCCCGAGACUGUAGCUGAGGGAUUAGUGAACCAGGUAUUGAAGGGUGAGAGCGGACAUGUACUUUUGCCCGGUUCAGCCGGAUUUAUUUCUCAGAGGCUUCGGGGUUAUCCGCUAUGGUUCCAGCAUAGCUUGCGGUGCAGGCUGGAGCGGUUGAUUCGAACUGAUUAA